Messenger RNA from Arvicanthis niloticus (Nile rat), 552 nucleotides. RefSeq names its product olfactory receptor 2AK2-like. Gene Ontology annotation, molecular function: G protein-coupled receptor activity; olfactory receptor activity. Lineage: Eukaryota; Metazoa; Chordata; Mammalia; Rodentia; Muridae. Gene Ontology annotation, biological process: G protein-coupled receptor signaling pathway. The record is from RefSeq and is a predicted model, not a curated record. Gene Ontology annotation, cellular component: membrane.
AUGCCUGGCAUGAAAUGGAGUACCUUUAGCAAUCACAAUAGCAAGAACUUGUCCCAAAGAGUUAAAAGUGGAGUAGAGAUUGACACAACCAACAACAGCACAUUCAGCCAUUUCAUCCUUAUAGGCUUCUCUGACCGGCCCCAGCUGGAGAGGGUUCAAUUUGCCAUCAUCCUGUCUGCCUACCUCCUGACCCUGCUGGGCACCAGCAGCAGCAUCAUGGUGUCCAGGCUGGACCCUCACCUGCACACCCCCAUAUACUACUUUCUCACACACCUGUCCUUCCUGGACCCCAGCUUCACCAGCAGCUCCAUCCCACAGCUGCUCUAUAACCUCAGCGGGCCGGACAAGACCGUCAGCUAUGUGGGCUGUGCUCUGCAGCUGGUCCUGUUCCUUGGCCUGGGGGGUGUGGAGUGCCUGCUGCUGGCUGUCAUGGCCUAUGACCACUUUGUAGUGGUCUGCAAGCCCCUGAACUACAUGGUAUUGAUGUCCAGUCUGCUGACCAUUCCUGAUGCUCAAAAGCCAACAUGUAGUGUUGAGGGAGGCUGGGAAUGA